Molecule: messenger RNA, 1482 nt
Organism: Naegleria gruberi
Lineage: Eukaryota; Heterolobosea; Eutetramitea; Acrasida; Naegleriidae
Product: C2 domain-containing protein
Exons: 2
Coding region: 5-1456 (483 amino acids)
Source: RefSeq, a predicted model, not a curated record
CAAGAUGUCUGCUGAACCAAAUACCACUUCAGUUGUUGAUGCUGUUACUACUACCAAUAUCGAAGAAGGUGCUGCUUCUUCUAGCCAAAUUAUUUCCACAAACAAGCAAAUCAAAUCUGUUUUCAAGAGAGAUGACACCAUUUCUUGUGUGAAACCUUCUACUGUUAAAGUUCAUUUGUACGAAGGAAAGGAUCUCAUCAAUGCUGACACUUCCUUAUGGUCUAGCACUGAUCUCUCUGAUCCUUAUUGUGAAAUUACCAUUGAAAAGCAAACAAAAACUUCAACUAGAUUGGAAAAUACUCUCAAUCCUCUUUGGAAUGAAACUUUUGAAUUUAUUGUUGAUGAUAUUACAGCUGAAGAGAUCUUGGUUAUCUUCAAGCUCUAUGACCACAACAGAGCAUUCAAAGACAGAAAGAUGGGUUAUGCAGCUGUCAGCUUGUCAGUUCUCUACUUGAUUCAAGGAGAUACAUUUGAUAUGGAAUUGAAAUUACAAGGAGUUCCAAAGGGUAGCAUCAAAGUUGGUAUCACUGCUGUAGAUUUUAAUAUCAAGACUGGUUUUGUUAAGGAAGGAGAACAGUCAUUGGGUAUUCCACAAGCCAAGUUGGAAAAUUUCCUCGAUGAUUACACUGAUGAGAGAGGUACUGUUACCUCAUUUGAUCAUCGUGGUAGAUCAUUAAAGUCAAUUGCCACUGGAACCAUUACAACUGAGGAAUCUCAAAGAUUAGACAGACUCUUUGGAGUUGUCUAUUUGGAAGAAUUAUAUGACCAACUUAGAACAGGUGAUAUUAUCUUGUCAUCUGGUCGUGAAGCUUUCUCAAAGGCCAUUCAAUUAGCCUAUGCCUCCACUUGGUCUCACAUUUCCUUCGUGUUGAGAAAUCCUUCUGAACAAGUCCUCAAAAAGUAUGGUCUCUGGACUGAUGCUGCAAGUGAUAGAGAAUCUGUCUACAUUGUCGAAUCUGACACUUCUAAUUUGGAUGGAAAACUUGGUGGUGGUUCUCAAUUGGUGGGUUUAAGACAAUGGGUCAACAAUGUAAUGAAUGGUUCUGUCAAUGACAUUCUCGUUGUCAGACAAUUACAAUUACCACAAUAUCCAAUCAGACCAAUUGAUGAAUCAAACGAGGAGAGAUUCCCUGAAUUGGAUGAACACUUAAUCAAGAUUAGAGAUGCCAUUUACGAAACCUCUCGUAAGCAAUUGGUCAGUGUUGUUUUCAAAUCCAAUGAAACCAAUGAUGAAUCAGAAUUGUUCUGUUCCGAAUUGGUUGCCACAUGUUUUGUCAGCAUGGGAUUAUUACCAAAAGGCACCUUAACCAAUAAUUAUGGACCAAAAGAUUUCUCAAGUGAAUCCAAUGCAGUCAAUACUGCUCUCUUGAAGGGUGCUAACUUUACCAAGGAAGUCAGAGUGAGAGUUAAAUCAAUUGAUGAAAAAGUGGGUUAUGUUGUUGGUACCUCAAUUUAAAUAAAUUUGAAACAAUUCAUUCCAAU